AAGGAAAGGUUGUUUUUUCACUAUGUCCGUGGUGCUCCGCUGCUCCAGCGGCUGUCUGCUCGACUCCCGGCCGCUCAUCGAGCGAGGCUGGCGGUCGGAGAACCGAAGGUCACACGCGAGGCGCACUUUCAGAAGGCGGUGUUUCCAGCUGGUCACACGCCGCUACGACCAGAGUGCUGCUGCCAGCGUGAGUGCUGGGAGCACGGAUGUGUCUGGCCAACCAGAAAAACCAGCAAAGAAAAGGAAGCGAAAACGCAGUGAACUCAACCAGGGGGAAAUCGACUCGCUGGCUCUUCAUGAGAAGGUCAGGUCUGUUAUUCUGGACGGAACUAAAGUCUUGGUGGAUUUGUCCCAGUCCUCCGGAUACCUGAACGGAGAGGCAGACUCAGAGAAUGAGCCUCUUCCCCUCCAGGAGUGCGGCCUUGCGGCUCUUUGUGAGAUGGCUAAAGAGCUUCCUCUAGUGGACGGCGAGGAGCAGGAGGAGUUCACUCAGUCACUCGUCGGGGAUGAAGGCUCCACUUCACAUGUCGACCUGUUCUCCCGGGUGACGGAGAACAAGGAAGACUGGGCUGCUGUGGUUUCACUCAUGGGAGAGGAGUAUGUCAUACCACCUCACUCAGCUUUCCUGCUGUCUGAUUUAACAAGAAUACAACCUCUAGUCCAGUAUGGAAAGACGUUUGAUCUCAUUGUCAUGGAUCCACCGUGGGAAAACAAGUCUGUGAAAAGGAGUCGCAGAUACAACUAUUUGCCAUCAUCCCAGCUGAAACGGCUCCCCAUACCCCAGCUGGCAUCUCCCAAUUGUUUGGUGGUAACCUGGGUGACUAACCGGCCCAGCCAUCUACGUUUUGUCUGCGAUGAGCUGUAUCCACACUGGGGCGUCCAAGUUGUUGCUAAAUGGUUCUGGAUCAAGGUCACCACAUCUGGACAGUUUGUGUUUCCACUGGAUUCACAGCACAAGAAGCCUUAUGAAACACUGGUGCUGGGUCGAUGUAAUUUGUCUGCCAAUACCUCAGCAAGCACUUCUGAGAUGCCAGAGCUUCCUGUGGAAGAUAACCGUCUGAUCGUCAGUGUCCCCUCGGCCCUGCACUCCCAAAAGCCCUCGCUGUCAGAGGUCCUGAGGCCAUACAUUGGACCCGAGGCAGAGUGUCUGGAGCUGUUCGCCAGGAAUCUUCAACCUGGGUGGACCAGCUGGGGCAACGAGGUGCUGAAAUUUCAGCACACAAGCUACUUCACAUUGACACCUGCAGACGACCAAGCAAACACCUCUAAAGAUGACUUCACUGACGAGCCUACAGACCCACAAGCGUCCAAUUUAUCUGAGACAACCUGACCUUCACAUCACUGUGAACCAUUGACUGAUGUCUACCACAAGCAGUUUUUUUACGUUGUUUUUAAAUAAAAAUAAAAAUUCCCCACCAAAAUACUGCUUUUACAGCUCCUUUUGAUCUAUAAUCUUCAUGCAUGUGGAACCUUUGAUUUCUUUUUUUUGGUUGGAGUACAUUUAAUUUUAAGAUAGAUAAAAACAAGUUUCAUCGAGAAGGAGAGAUGAAAGAGCAUUUUAGUGCAGCUGUUUUUAACCCACACAAGAGAC
Cololabis saira (Pacific saury) is the source of this 1591-nucleotide messenger RNA. RefSeq names its product methyltransferase 4, N6-adenosine (gene mettl4). NCBI's taxonomy places the organism in Eukaryota, Metazoa, Chordata, Actinopteri, Beloniformes, Belonidae. Gene Ontology annotation, cellular component: RNA N6-methyladenosine methyltransferase complex; nucleus; cytosol. The transcript has 8 exons. The record is from RefSeq and is a predicted model, not a curated record. Gene Ontology annotation, molecular function: RNA methyltransferase activity; site-specific DNA-methyltransferase (adenine-specific) activity; nucleic acid binding. Bases 23 to 1330 code for a protein of 435 amino acids.